Messenger RNA from Gracilinanus agilis (Agile Gracile Mouse Opossum), 2129 nucleotides. It is a transcript of the gene ADRB3, whose product is annotated as adrenoceptor beta 3. The coding region runs from base 1 to 1557 and encodes 518 amino acids. Gene Ontology annotation, molecular function: beta3-adrenergic receptor activity; norepinephrine binding; epinephrine binding. The transcript has 2 exons. The record is from RefSeq and is a predicted model, not a curated record. Gene Ontology annotation, cellular component: membrane. Gene Ontology annotation, biological process: adenylate cyclase-activating adrenergic receptor signaling pathway; norepinephrine-epinephrine-mediated vasodilation involved in regulation of systemic arterial blood pressure. Lineage: Eukaryota; Metazoa; Chordata; Mammalia; Didelphimorphia; Didelphidae.
AUGGCUCCGUGGCCCCAUGAGAACAGCUCUUUGCCCGACUGGCCAAACCACCCAACGGUGGCGUCUGCCACCACCAACACUAGCGGGCUGUCCGCGGCGCCGUGGGCAGCAGCAGUGGCAGGGGCGCUUUUGGCUCUGGCUGUGUUGGCGACUGUGGGAGGCAACUUGCUGGUCAUUGUGGCCAUCGCCAGGACCCCACGGCUCCAGACUAUGACAAACGUGUUCGUGACUUCACUAGCUGCGGCUGACCUAGUGGUGGGGCUCCUUGUGGUACCCCCGGGGGCCACCUUGGCGCUGACCGGACAGUGGCCAUUCGGCGCCACGGUCUGUGAACUGUGGACCUCGAUUGAUGUGCUGUGUGUGACCGCCAGCAUUGAGACUCUUUGCGCCCUAGCUGUGGACCGCUACCUUGCAGUGACUAAUCCACUGCGUUACGGCGCCCUGGUUACCAAGCCCCGGGCCCGAGCAGCUGUUGUCUUGGUGUGGGUCGUGUCCACCGCAGUGUCUUUCGCACCCAUCAUGAGCCAGUGGUGGCGCGUAGGAGCAGACGCCGAGGCACAGAGUUGCCACUCCAAUCCUUUCUGCUGCGCCUUCGCCUCUAACUUGCCCUACGCUCUGCUCUCCUCCUCUGUCUCCUUCUAUCUCCCCCUCCUCAUCAUGCUCUUUGUCUACGCACGAGUCUUUGCCGUGGCUACUCGCCAGCUGCGCCAGCUACGUCGGGAGCUUGGCCGCUUCCCUCCAGAGGAGCCCCCUCCUUCCCCGUUGCCCUCUUCCCAGGAAAGGCCCUGCGCCCCUCCAGGGGGAGUCCAUUCCUGCGGCCGCAGACCAGCACGCUUGCUGCUUCUCAGGGAGCACCGGGCCCUACGUACUUUGGGUCUCAUCAUGGGAACCUUCACCCUCUGUUGGCUGCCCUUCUUCGUCGCCAAUGUGGUGCGCGCCCUCGGGGGGCCUACGUUGGUUCCCAGUACGGCAUUCCUCGCCCUCAACUGGCUUGGCUAUGCCAACUCUGCCUUCAACCCACUAAUAUACUGCCGCAGCCCUGACUUUCGCAGCGCCUUUCGCCGUCUGCUGUGUCGCUGCGACCGCCGGCUGUACGCUAGACCUCGCUCACCGAGUCCUCGUCGUUGCCUCCCCCGAACCCCUGAAGCGUCCCCAGUCCUAACCGCUGGAGUAGCGAGCACGACCAAGGCUGCGCAGAGUCAAGGGAUGGAAGAUGGGACGGAGGCUGUAGAGCAAGGCGGCAGGGUACGCUCUCAGUGGGAGGAACGGCGGGAGGUAACGCAGACUGCACUAUGCCCACAGCCCGAGGGGACUUCGAGGAGUUCCUUGCCUUGGGUUGCAGCCGACAGAAGCAACAAUCUCAUUAUCCCAGACUCCUUGCAACAUCCUGGGAGCUCAGUCAGACUGUGUCCUGAGACGAGGGUCUUCCAGCCAAGCCCUCUGUGGAGCGGUGAGACUGUUAGAGCUACGCCCCUGACUUCCACCCUGUGCCCUCCAGGAUCAGCUGUCUGUUGCUAUGAUAAGGAGCUAAGGAGCCUGUUGGGUGAGAGUGAGUAGACUUGGGAUCUUCUUAGCUCCUUCCAGAUGCGGUUACAGAGAAAAUGGAAUCAGCUUCCAAAGGAAACCGAAUAACCUAUCACUACCUCAGCAACUGGGUGUAUCCUUUCAGCCUGCCUUCAUUUGUCCCAGGAGCAGGAGGGAUAAGCGAUGUCUGAGGGCACCCCUUCUCUUCAUGUUGGUGCUGCAUAGUCCCAUCUCAGGGUAAAGAGAGCAUCCCUGUUUCAUUCCUCCGGUUUCCUAGAUCGGGGGAUGAUGGCAUUUAGAGGACCUUUUGCAGUUUUCAAGCCUUUAGGAAUACUCCUAGAUGCUGCUGCCCAGUGGUAAGAGUAGGGGGACUGGAAAAAUCCAGAAGUCUGGUUUUUGUUCCUGGUUCCCUCAUUUCACCACUAAACCUCAUUCACCCUCAUUUUUUGGAAGAGAACAACAGCUCAUAUCUACCUCACAGUAGUGUCAGAGGGACUCCUAUUAUUUUGUGUGGGUGUGGGAAGAGGAUACUCCCCCUGAAAGUUUCUAUAAACUAUGGGUGUCUAUAGAAAGGUGAAUCUAUUCUUUUGUUUUAAAUCAAAUCA